AGUUACUUUGGGUUGCCGGGGGUUGGCUUUGAAAUGGUUCCCCUGUUGCUGACCGUGUCCUUCAUCGCAGAAAAAGACGUACAAACUGUAUGGGAUGGUGAAUCACGUGGGCGGACUGAGCGGCGGACACUACACAGCCACCGUCCUGUCCAAGAAGGACAAAUCCUGGUAUGAGUUUGAUGACGCUCAAGUCAGAAAGGCUGGAGGACAACCGUCUGCUAACAAGAUUUACAACUCCAGCAUUGCAUAUCUCCUGGCGUACAGAGGGAAGGACAAAGGGGGACGUUCAAGCGGAAAGAAGAUCAAAGAAAGAUUGAAAAUAAAGAGACCCGAGAAGAAGAAGCAAAAAGCCCAAAAGUCUCCGAAGUCCAAAGAGACCAUGGCAGAAGAUGUGGCAGGCAGGGUGGAGGAACAAGAGGGUGAGGUUAUCGGGCCAGAAGAACAGAGAGAAGACGAAGACCAGCAAGAAGAUGAAGAACAGAAAGAACAUGAAGGCGAGGAACAUCAAGAAGACGGAGAACAGAAAGAAGAUGAAGAACUUGAAGGAAACGGCAGCGGACGAAACAGCGAUGAUGAAGAAACCACACAGCUCGGGCGCCAUGAAGAGGAUGACGGACAGAUGAGAAAGGAAAGGGAGGAAGAGAGACUCCAGGAUGGAGGAGAUGAAGUCGCAGAAAAUCGAAAGCCUGCCGUGACCCGUUCAGACGAUCUGCCAGACACGGAAACGACAGCCCUCUAAAAGAACUGAAAGGAGACGAAGCAGAGAAGUAGGAGAAAAAGUCACUGGUGAUGAAGAAGAACACGGAUUGUAAAACUCAUUCAACUGAGGAACGGGAGCGAAUAGAUUGACAAAAGAGAGAUUUUGCCAUCGAGUUUGACCCGAGUUCUCAUUAGUUUUUGUUUUUUUAAUUAUUAUUGUUAUUAUUCAAUAACACAUUUCUGAAAGUGUAAAUGACGCCAUGUUUUCUAUCCAAUCACAGGAGAAUUCUCCUCGAUCCAGCCAGAAUACGUCCAAGAUCAUGAGAACACAACUUUAGUCUAUAACACAAAUCUUAAUAAAGGUGCACUUUGUAGUUUUGGGGACGACAGAUUAAUCUGGAGAGAAAGUUCUUGAUUGACUGUUUUUCGAGCUUCUAACACUUCUAACGCACUAAUACUUUACUUCAUAUUUAACCCAACCUUAACCUUAUUUUCCUCUGAGAUCAGCUUGUUUAUUCACUUAUGGGAAAAAAAUGAAUAUUUCUGAGUUUGUGUCACUGCCUCAUUGAUACUGUAAAUAUUAAAAGUUAGAGUUUGAAUUUCUUCUCCAAAACGACAUAGUGCCCCUUUAAUAUAAGUAAAAGGACCAGUCCGUCCAACUUUAACACUUAACUGUAUCCUAUACAGGUGCAGAAAAGCAAAUCGCUCCGCUUUUCAACCACUAGAUAUUAAAAUAAACAAGAACAUAACUGGUGUAUGAAUUGGUUGACCAUCAUGUGUACAGUUGUCUGAAUUUUCUAU
Acanthopagrus latus (yellowfin seabream) is the source of this 1500-nucleotide messenger RNA. RefSeq names its product cilia- and flagella-associated protein 251-like. Lineage: Eukaryota; Metazoa; Chordata; Actinopteri; Spariformes; Sparidae. The transcript is spliced from 6 exons. Gene Ontology annotation, molecular function: cysteine-type deubiquitinase activity. Bases 95 to 739 code for a protein of 214 amino acids. The record is from RefSeq and is a predicted model, not a curated record. Gene Ontology annotation, biological process: protein deubiquitination.